Messenger RNA from Herpailurus yagouaroundi (jaguarundi), 2635 nucleotides. RefSeq names its product GIT ArfGAP 1 (gene GIT1). The transcript has 11 exons. Gene Ontology annotation, cellular component: neuron projection; postsynapse; synapse. Gene Ontology annotation, biological process: brain development; synaptic vesicle recycling; regulation of G protein-coupled receptor signaling pathway. Gene Ontology annotation, molecular function: GTPase activator activity; small GTPase binding. Lineage: Eukaryota; Metazoa; Chordata; Mammalia; Carnivora; Felidae. Bases 376 to 1431 code for a protein of 351 amino acids. The record is from RefSeq and is a predicted model, not a curated record.
UGCUCCUCCCCCACUCCUCCUCCCCCAGUGUGGCUGGCUACCCAGAACCACAGCACCCUGGUGACGGAGCGCAGCGCUGUGCCCUUCCUGCCUGUGAACCCCGAGUACUCGGCCACGCGGAAUCAGGGGCGACAGAAGUUGGCCCGCUUCAAUGCCCGAGAGUUUGCCACCUUGAUCAUUGACAUUCUCAGCGAGGCCAAGCGGAGACAGCAGGGCAAGAGCCUGAGCAGCCCCACAGACAACCUUGAGCUAUCCGCGCGGAGCCAGAGUGACCUCGACGACCAGCACGAUUACGACAGUGUGGCCUCAGACGAGGACACGGACCAGGAGCCCCUGCGCAGCGCCGGUGCCACUAGGAACAACCGUGCCCGGAGCAUGGACUCCUCAGACCUGUCCGAUGGGGCCGUGACGCUGCAGGAAUAUCUGGAGCUGAAGAAGGCUCUGGCUACCUCCGAGGCAAAGGUGCAACAGCUCAUGAAGGUCAACAGCAGCUUGAGUGAUGAGCUCCGGAGGCUGCAGAGGGAGAUCCACAAGCUGCAGGCAGAGAACUUGCAGAUCCGGCAGCCACCCGGGCCAGUGCCCACACCCCCACUGCCCAGCGAGCGGGCAGAACACACACCCAUGGGGCCUGGCGGGAGUGCCCAUCGCAGGGACCGCCAGGCCUUCUCCAUGUAUGAACCAGGCUCUGCCCUGAAGCCCUUUGGGGCCCCGCCUGGGGAUGAGCUCUCUACCCGGCUACAGCCUUUCCACAGCACUGAGCUGGAGGAUGAUGCUAUCUAUUCAGUGCAUGUCCCUGCUGGCCUUUACCGGAUCCGGAAGGGGGUGUCAGCCUCAGCCGUGCCCUUCACUCCCUCCUCCCCACUACUGUCCUGCUCCCAGGAAGGAAGCCGCCAUACGAGCAAGCUUUCCCGCCAUGGCAGUGGUGCUGACAGUGACUAUGAGAACACGCAAAGCGGGGACCCACUGCUUGGGCUGGAGGGGAAGAGGUUUCUUGAGCUGGGCAAGGAAGAAGACUUCCACCCAGAGUUGGAAAGCCUGGAUGGAGACCUUGACCCUGGGCUUCCCAGCACAGAGGAUGUCAUCCUGAAGACGGAACAGGUCACCAAGAACAUCCAGGAAUUGUUGCGGGCUGCCCAAGAAUUCAAGCAUGACAGCUUUGUGCCCUGCUCGGAGAAGAUCCAUUUGGCUGUGACGGAGAUGGCCUCUCUCUUCCCAAAGAGGCCAGCCCUGGAGCCUGUGCGCAGCUCACUGCGGCUGCUCAAUGCCAGCGCCUACCGGCUGCAGAGUGAGUGCCGGAAGACCGUGCCCCCGGAGCCUGGCGCCCCUGUGGACUUCCAGCUGCUGACUCAGCAGGUGAUCCAGUGCGCCUAUGACAUCGCCAAGGCUGCCAAGCAGCUGGUCACCAUCACCACCCGAGAAAAGAAGCAGUGACCACUCUCCCUGCACCCUCACCUGCACUGGGACCUCACUGGCCAUGGGAGCUGGGCCACUCCAGACACUAAUCCCCACCCCAACGGAGCCACUGGCACAAGUGCCCUUAGUGCUGCCACUGUCCCCUGGCAGCCAGGCGCCCUGGUGCCCGCCCCCCUCAAGUCCCCAAGGAUGGGGAGGUGGGGUGGCAGGAGCUUCUGUCCCCCACAUUCCAUGCACCUCCCCCUGUACAUAGCAUCCCCCCCUUCUAGUGUGCAGGGGCCUCUAAGGCAUCACUCCCAGCCCCUUCCCCUCUGGGGCACCCUCAGCAAAGGGUCGGGUGGGGACACUCCAAGUGAGGCCAGUUCCCCCUACAGGCACCCCACCCCCAUGAGCCAGUUCAGCCCUGUUGGGGGCUGAGCCGGGGGCAUCCCCUCCUUUGUACAUAAUCUCUGUGGAUGUCCCCUGCCCUGUAGCCACCAACCCCCCUGCUGCUCUCCUUUAAUGUCAAACGGCCCCUGCCUAGGGCACAGGCCCCAAACCUGUGUUCCCAGGGUCCCUAGCAGCAAACACUGGAAAAUCUUUUUUUUUUCUCUCCUCUUCCACCCCUUAAUUUUAACAUUGUGGUAACUGAGUGUCCCUGCGUGCCUGUGUGUGCGUGUGCGGGGCGGCAGUGCCGUUCCGGAGGCCUGGCCCAUCUGGAGUUUUGUGAAGGGUGAGGGGACCAGGGCAGCAGGACCAGAGUUAGGGGUCAGUCCCCCACUCUCCCAUCCUGGGGCCAGGGACUGCUGGUAAAUCAUCUGGGGUCCUACCCGUUGCCUUCCCCCAUCGGUCCCCUUCUCUAUGAACUUACAAAAAAAAAAAAAAAAAAACCACUUCCCUGCAUCUCUCCUCCCCCCCCCUCCCUUGUGGAGGGGGCUGUGCUGGCUGGGGCAGAGAACUGAGCACCUGAGCCUGGGGCUGGCUCCCCGGGGUCCCUGACUCAGCUGAGAGCCCCCUCCUAUAACCUCUGAGAGGCCAGCACCUGCCCUGCAGUCUCUGGGUAUCUGGAAUCUGGGCAGCAGCCUGGGAAGGCUGGAGAGGCAGAUGGCCGUGCCUACCAGCCCUUCUCUCUGUCCUGCCUCUGCCCUAGGGGCCAGGCUGUACCUGUGUGGUGGUGGGUGGGCUGACUGUCAAGACGUGUGUCAUGUACAUUUGUAUCAAAAAUAAAUAAGUGACCAUGUGC